AUGACGAACAACAGCGAAACAAGCAUUCAACAGCAAGAACAGCGUGUGGUAACGAGCCUAGGAUCGUCCCCUCUACCGGCUUUGGUCAAUUCUGCGCUCCUUUUCGUUACUCCGAUGGUAUCACCUGCGGUGAAGGUAGAUGCUUCAGGAGGUGUAUUCAGAAGUUUGGGGGGCUUCACUGGGAUCCUGGGCUCCGGCACCAAAUCUAUUGGUCCCUCCAAUAAGACUGUAGCUUUGUUCGGAACUGCACAGGCUCUUGGAAGUUGGAUGAUUUACGACGGGGACGUUCAAAGCGGGUCUGGGUUUCUCGCCGCAUGGUCCGCGUUAUACCUUAUAGUGGCAGGUCGUGGAUCAUUCAAAGCGUUGCGGUACAGAACGUGGCCUUUGGCACUCAGCGUCGCGGCUGCGUCCAACGCGUACCUGUACACGCGGGAAUUCGUAACCAGCGGGUUUAUUUAG
Molecule: messenger RNA, 459 nt
Organism: Lachancea mirantina
Lineage: Eukaryota; Fungi; Ascomycota; Saccharomycetes; Saccharomycetales; Saccharomycetaceae
Source: the annotation of a GenBank genome assembly